This is a messenger RNA of Colossoma macropomum (tambaqui), 885 nucleotides long. Its product is annotated as H-2 class II histocompatibility antigen, A-U alpha chain-like. Bases 123 to 863 code for a protein of 246 amino acids. Gene Ontology annotation, molecular function: MHC class II protein complex binding. Lineage: Eukaryota; Metazoa; Chordata; Actinopteri; Characiformes; Serrasalmidae. Gene Ontology annotation, cellular component: MHC class II protein complex; membrane. The transcript has 4 exons. The record is from RefSeq and is a predicted model, not a curated record. Gene Ontology annotation, biological process: immunoglobulin production involved in immunoglobulin-mediated immune response; immune response; positive regulation of T cell activation.
AACUAAACUUCCCCAGAUGCUGCAGUGUCAGACUGAAAGUAAUAAUCCUAUUGGAUGAUUUACUGAGGGGUCUCAGUUAGAGAGAGAGGAACAGAGAGACUGUAGUCAGUCGGCUCUCACUCAUGUUUGAGCUUGUUUCCUCUAUGCUGAUCAAGAUGAAGCUGUGUUUGAUUCUCGUCUGUGCAGCUCUUCUCUACACAGAGGCUAAAUUUGUGCACAGAGACAUCCACUUAAGCCUGUGCUCUGAUACAGAGAAAGAGGAGAUAUAUGGACUGGAUGGAGAAGAAAUCUGGCACGCUGACUUCAGUGAGGGGGCAGGGGUGCUGACCCUGCCGAGGUUUGCAGAUCCUUUCACCUUUGAAGAAGGAGCCUAUAAAACGGCUGUUGCUAAUGCAGAAACGUGCAGAGAAAACUUGGAUAUUUGUGUGAAGGAUUACAAUAAACCUGCGAAACCGAAAGAUGCCCCUCAAAGCUCAAUCUACACCAAGUACAGUGUGGAGCUGGGCUCUAAAAACACCCUCAUCUGUUACAUCACUGGAUUCUACCCUCCUCAUCUCGGAGUGCAGUGGACCAGGAACAAUGUAAAUGUGACAGGUGAAGCUUCUUUCAGCAGAUUUUAUCCAACCAGUGAUGGAGCUUUCAAGCUGGUCUCUCAUCUGAGCUUCACUCCAGAGGAGGGCGACAUCUACACCUGCACUGUGGAGCACACGGCCCUGGAAAGACCACUGACCAAAACAUGGGAUGUGCAGGUGGUUCUGCCCAGUGUGGGUCCGACUGUGUUCUGUGGAGUGGGUCUGGCUACAGGACUGCUGGGAGUCGCUGCUGGAACUUUCUUCCUCGUCAAAGGAAACAACUGCAGCUGAGAGUCUGACUGUAAACAUCACA